This is a messenger RNA of Acipenser ruthenus (sterlet), 4109 nucleotides long. RefSeq names its product gastrula zinc finger protein XlCGF8.2DB-like. NCBI's taxonomy places the organism in Eukaryota, Metazoa, Chordata, Actinopteri, Acipenseriformes, Acipenseridae. Gene Ontology annotation, molecular function: DNA-binding transcription factor activity, RNA polymerase II-specific; RNA polymerase II cis-regulatory region sequence-specific DNA binding. The record is from RefSeq and is a predicted model, not a curated record. The transcript has 3 exons. Gene Ontology annotation, biological process: regulation of transcription by RNA polymerase II; central nervous system development. Gene Ontology annotation, cellular component: nucleus. The coding region runs from base 2719 to 3738 and encodes 339 amino acids.
GAUUGCACAAGACGUGAGUGAGCUGGGAGCGAUCCGCGUUGUAGAGGACACCACUGAACUGCAAUCACCUUCAGAGAUACACUGCAAGAGGAAAAUGCCUGAAGCUCAAAGACUAACAUUGACUGUGAACGAAGACGAAACUCAUUCCAAACCCUGCCCUCACUGCAAGCUGCCUUUCACUGGAGACCUCAAAAAACACAUCCGAGACACGCACCCGGGCCAACCCCCCCCGCGCCCCCACAGCUGUCCUGACUGCGGGAGAGCUUUCCGCUUCUCGGGGGACCUUAAAAAACACGGGCGAAUCCACACAGGGGAGACGCCCUAUCACUGCUCUGAAUGCAGCAAGAGCUUCAGGUACUCCAACGCCCUCAAAAGACACCAGCGCAUUCACUCAGGAGAAGCCCCUUACCGGUGCCCCGCAUGUGGGGAGCGAUUCAGACAACCGGGGGAUCUUAAAUCUCACCAGCGGAUUCACACAGGAGAGAGGCCGUAUCACUGCAGUGAAUGCGAUAAGAGUUUCAAACAGCCGGGACACCUUCAACAACACCGGAGACUUCACAGAGACGCGACCCCCUUUCGGUGCCCCGACUGUGGGAAGAGUUUUAAGCAGCCCGGCGCUUUGCAAUCUCACCUGGUCGUUCACACAGGGGGAAAACCGUAUCGCUGCUCUGAAUGCGGGAAGAGUUUUCGAAGAUCUGCGGCCCUGAAGUUCCACCAAAGACUUCACAAGGGAGAUUCCAUUCACACCUGCCCUGAGUGUGGGAAGAGUUUCAAGCAGGCGGAGUAUUUAGUCAAGCACCGUCGAAUCCACACUGCCGACACCUUGUAUCAAUGUCCUGAAUGCCAGAGAGGCUUCGUUCGGCUGGAUCACCUCAGAAGCCACCAGCGAAUUCACACAGGAGAGACUCCGUAUCACUGCGCGGAUUGUGGCAAGAGUUUCAAGCAGUCUGGGGACCUGAAAAAACACUGUCGCGUUCACACAGGAGAGAAACCGUAUCAGUGCAAUGAAUGUGGCAAGAGUUUCAAGCAGUCGGGGGCUCUGAAAUUACACCGGCGGAUUCAUGAAGAAGAGGCCUCGUAUAUUUGUAGUCAAUGCGGGAAAUGUUUCAAGCAAGUGGAGUAUCUUAAGAGACACUGGAGGCUUCAUACUGCACCAAAAGACAGCCCUGGAGAUGCAACAGGAAGUUAAGGAAGAGUGCUGAAAAAGAUCUCCUGUCAUGGUUUAAUAAAACUUUAAAAAUCAAGUUUUUUUAUGUUAACAUUUUAAAUAGGUGCCAAUUGGCAACCAAUUUCCUAUAUGAAUAGCAGGCAAUUGAGAGCAAUGUAUUAAAAAAAACUAAAAAAUGUGAGUCUUGUGUACUGUGUGUACACGGGCGCUGGAACUAGGGGUGCUGGGGGUGCGCUACCAUGGUUUUGCAUGGCUUCUAUCAUAUACAGGGGUUACAGUUUUGUUCAAUGGCUUUCAGCACUCCCACUAUAAAAAUGGUUCCAGCGCCACUGCAAUAAAGAAAGUCACCGCCUGUCCAGCGAGUCAGAAAAUACCAGUGCAGUUGGACCAGUGGCUCCCUAGAUACAUUGGAAUUAUAGACCCAUUGUGAUAUAAAUUACCUGUGUUUCCUUCGAAAGAUAAGUGAUUCUUUAGAUAUAUAUGUAAAACUCGAAAUAGGACACAACUACUGUGGUGCGUGUCCUAUUUAAGAAAGUGAGCGGUCUAUUUCAUAAACAGAUUCAGUGCUUGAAUGAAGGCCUUGUGGCUGUGUACUGUAUGCUGGGCCUCAGGACUGGAUAUGUACAUGCUGUGUGAGGAGAAUUCAAAUACAUUUGCUGUACUGUGUAAUAUUUUGCUUCAUGGUAUUGUAUGUGUGUCCAGAUAUGGCAUGUUAAGAUCAUGCAUUUUUAAGGUCAGGGUUUUGUCUUGCUGUUUGGGAUGGAUCUAUAGUCUUCUCCAUUACCUGUGUUGUCCAGCCAACCUCUUCACUGCCACACAAAGGUUAUUAUUAUUAUUUGUUUAUUUAGCAGACGCCUUUAUCCAAGGCGACUUACAGAGACUAGGGUGUGUGAACUAUGCAUCAGCUGCAGAGUCACUUACAAUUACGUCUCACCCGAAAGACGGAGCACAGGGCAGGAAACAAUGACUGCAUCUGAACUCUCUAAAAUCACAACAUUUGAUUAAUUACAAUAACAGUCACUUUGAGUGAUUGUAGGUAUCAUAAAAAGGAACAGUACAAAAAAAAUACUUAAUGCCAAGGUGUUUUUUGCGAUACCUUUCUCUUCUUCAGGUAAGAAUUGGUACUGGAGGUAAAUAUACUGUCAAUUCAGCCUCAAAUUACAAACUCAGACGGUUGUCACCGUUACCUGCUACACGUGCAGUAGUCUGACAUGCGCUAGAUGGCGAGAAUAAUCUACUGUUACUGUAAAGACUUGAGAUCGCCAUUUUAAAACCAAGAUUGAUUGAUACCGAGAUGCAGAAGGGGCGGGUUUAAAAAACACACAUUGUUCCGGAAGGAGAGAGAGGACAGCAGCUAAACAAAGUGGUGCUACACGUUUUGUUUCGAAAUCUCCAAAUGAUGAGAUUUAAUGUUAUUAAACUCAGUAGUGUAUAUACAUUAGUGUAGGAAGCCUGGAGUGCAGGAUACACGGAAUACACAAAGGCUCUCUGCUGAAACGCGUAUACAAGGAAUCUUGCAGCGGUGCGAAGGCGCUGUAAAGGUACAAAGGAUGGAGCCUGACCAGAUUGCUGAAGAUGUCAGUGAGCGAGGAUCUGCCCAGAGGGUAGAAAAGUGUGCAGAACUGGGAUCUAACCACAGUACAGAGGACUCUGACAAGGGUGCAAAGGACACUGCUGAGCACAACGAACAGAAAAGCAACGACCAGCAAGCUGUCCGUUUUAAAGAAGAAGUCAUUGACCAGGAACUGGAGCCUGCUAAAAUAAAAGAGACAAAAAACACCAACAAAAAGGCAUCCAAAGAAAGCCCCUCGAGCGACACCCUGUACAUCUGCACUGAAUGUGGGAAGAGUUUCAACCAGCUGCAGACCCUGAAAAGACACAUCCGCACCCACGCUGCCCACACGUCCUAUCAGUGCUCAGAGUGCGACCAGAGCUUCAGCCAGCUGGUGAAGUUCAAUGCCCACAUGCGCUCUCACACGGGAGAACUGCCCUAUUACUGCGGAGACUGUGGGAAGGGGUUCAAAAACUUGGGGAACCUGAAAUCCCACCAGCGCACGCACACGGGCGAGAUGCCCUAUCACUGCACGGAAUGCGGGAAGAGGUUCAAAAACACAGGCAACCUGCGCUCCCACCUGCGAAUCCACACCGGAGAGAAACCGUACCACUGCUCCGAGUGCGGCAAGAACUUCAAAAACCUGGGGAACUUUAAGACCCACCAGUACAUUCACACAGGAGAGUCUCCUUUCCACUGCUCCGACUGCGGGAAGAGUUUCAAACACCUGGGCAAUCUGAAAACGCACCAGCGCGUUCACACAGGAGAGAAGCCGUAUCACUGCACGGAGUGCGACAGGAGCUUCAAGCAGUCCGGAGACCUCAAGGCUCACGUGCGCAUUCACACGGGGGAGACCCCCUUCAGCUGCAGCGAGUGCGGGAAGAGUUUCAAUCGGGUGGUGACCCUCAAAGCCCACCAGAGGAUUCACACCGGAGAGAGGCCAUAUCUGUGCUCCGAAUGUGGGAAGAGUUUCAAAGAGUCGGGGGCUCUGACCAAACACCAGCGCAUUCACAGAUGAGGUGUUCACUGUGUCGAAUGUGGACGUUGCUGUGGCUCAAAAUAAGUUUUGAACUGGCCUUUGCUGGUGGGCAUUUGUUACCUGUGUUUCAAACUUGCUUACUACUGUGCAGCUAUGGCCAAAAGUUUGGCAUCACCCUAUAGAAUUAACUAACGUUGCUUCAUAAAGUUGAAUGAAACCUGCUGAAUAAUGUUACUUUAACAGAUUGAAUUACGUACAGCUUUGUAGUUUUCCAUAUACUUAGCAAAAUUGAAAAAUGUGACAUCGAAAUCUAACAUGAAAUACUGUACUACUAUUAUGGCUUCCGGUAGAUUUUUGUGAUUCUUUUUUGUUUCUUUGCUUACAUUUUGUUAAAUAAAAUAUAUAAAUUA